Messenger RNA from Otolemur garnettii (small-eared galago), 6945 nucleotides. RefSeq names its product G protein-coupled receptor 158 (gene GPR158). Gene Ontology annotation, molecular function: G protein-coupled receptor activity. The transcript has 11 exons. Lineage: Eukaryota; Metazoa; Chordata; Mammalia; Primates; Galagidae. Bases 362 to 4000 code for a protein of 1212 amino acids. Gene Ontology annotation, cellular component: membrane. The record is from RefSeq and is a predicted model, not a curated record. Gene Ontology annotation, biological process: G protein-coupled receptor signaling pathway.
AAUGAGAGCGGCGCUGGAAGCGGCGGGCAGGAAGACGUAAGCAGGCUAACUAUAGCCGCCGGGAGCGCGAGGGGAUGUAACCUGUUUGGCUCGAGGCUGCGAGGUGCGUAAUCCCGAGCCGGCCCCUUGCGGAGCGGGGACAGCCAGCAUUGCCACAGGUGAUUUGAUUUCCUAUGACGGUGGCUUAGCCAUCUGGGCCAGUUUCGAAACAUUCUUGUUUUAAAGUCCUUUUGGACAGGGUGUCAUCUGGAGAAGGGGGACGACUCCAGUAAAAGUCAUACGGUUGAGAAAUUGACGAUCGAAAUUGAAAAAGUGACUCCUCGGGUUACCUCCUCUCCUCUCCGCGAGCCAGACCGGAGCCAUGGCUCGCCCCUUACUCCUCUGCCUCCUGCUCGCUCAUCUGGGACCGGGAGCUGUCGGCGCCAGCCGCGACCCUGCGGGACGGCCGGAGUCCCCUCGGGAGAGGACCCUGCGAGGGAAGCAGCACGCCCAGCAGCCGGCUCGAGCCUCUGCCUCCGACCCCUCGGCUCCCUGGAGCCGCUCCACGGAUGGCACCAUCUUAGCGCAGAAACUCGCCGAGGAGGUGCCCAUGGACGUGGCCUCUUACCUCUACACCGGGGACUCCCACCAGCUGAAGCGAGCCAACUGCUCCGGACGCUACGAGUUGGCUGGCCUGCCGGGGAAGUCGCCAGCCCUCGCCAGCUCUCAUCCUUCCUUGCACGGGGCGCUGGACACACUGACACACGCCACCAACUUCCUCAACAUGAUGCUGCAGAGCAAUAAGUCGCGGGAGCAGAACUUGCAGGACGACCUGGAGUGGUACCAGGCGCUGGUGCGGAGCCUCCUGGAGGGAGAGCCCAGCAUCUCCCGGGCGGCCAUCACCUUCAGCACCGAGUCGCUGUCCGCACCGGCCCCACAGGUCUUCCUCCAGGCCACCCGUGAGGAGAGUCGCAUACUGCUCCAAGACCUAUCCUCCUCCGCGCACCACCUGGCCAAUGCCACGCUGGAGACCGAGUGGUUCCACGGCCUCCGGCGCAAGUGGAGGCCCCACUUACACCGGCGCGGCUCCAAUCAGGGACCCCGGGGCCUGGGCCAUAGCUGGCGGCGCAGGGACGGACUUGGCGGGGACAAGAGCCAUGUCAAGUGGUCUCCGCCUUAUCUGGAGUGCGAGAAUGGGAGUUACAAGCCCGGGUGGCUGGUAACUCUUUCCGCUGCCUUCUACGGGCUGCAGCCUAACCUCGUCCCGGAAUUCAGGGGUGUCAUGAAAGUUGAUAUAAAUCUCCAGAAGGUGGAUAUUGACCAGUGUUCAAGUGAUGGCUGGUUUUCCGGAACUCACAGAUGCCACCUUAACAACUCAGAGUGUAUGCCGAUCAAAGGCCUAGGAUUUGUACUCGGAGCCUAUGAGUGCAUUUGCAAAGCAGGAUUCUAUCGUCCUCAAGUCUUUUCAGUGAACAACUUUCAGAGAAGGGGUCCUGAUCAACAUUUUUCAGGAAGUGCAAAGGAUGUGUCAGAAGAAACCCAUGUCUGCCUACCGUGCAGGGAGGGCUGUCCCUACUGCACUGAUGACAGCCCGUGCUUUGUCCAGGAGGAUAAGUAUUUGCGACUUGCUAUCAUCUCCUUCCAAGCCCUGUGUAUGCUGCUGGACUUCAUUAGCAUGCUGGUGGUCUACCACUUUCGCAAAGCAAAGAGCAUCAGAGCAUCAGGCCUUAUUCUGCUAGAAACGAUCCUUUUUGGGUCUCUGCUCCUGUACUUUCCGGUUGUUAUUUUGUACUUUGAGCCAAGCACAUUUCGCUGUAUUCUGCUAAGAUGGGUCCGUCUUCUCGGUUUUGCUACUGUGUAUGGAACUGUCACUCUGAAGCUUCACAGGGUUUUGAAGGUGUUUCUUUCACGAACAGCCCAACGAAUUCCGUACAUGACUGGUGGCCGGGUCAUGAGGAUGCUGGCAGUAAUACUCUUGGUAGUGUUUUGGUUUCUCAUUGGCUGGACUUCAUCAGUAUGCCAGAAUUUGGAGAGGCAGAUUUCACUUAUUGGCCAGGGGCAAACUUCCGAUCACCUCAUCUUCAAUAUGUGCCUCAUUGAUCGGUGGGAUUACAUGACAGCAGUUGCUGAAUUUUUAUUCCUCCUGUGGGGUGUUUAUCUCUGCUAUGCAGUGCGGACAGUCCCAUCAGCAUUUCAUGAGCCGCGCUACAUGGCUGUCGCAGUCCACAAUGAGCUCAUUAUCUCUGCUGUAUUCCAUACAAUUAGAUUUGUUCUUGCCUCAAGACUUCAGUCUGAUUGGAUGUUGAUGCUGUAUUUUGCACAUACUCAUUUGACUGUGACAGUCACUAUCGGGUUGCUGUUGAUUCCAAAGUUUUCACAUUCGAGCAAUAACCCCCGAGAUGAUAUUGCUACAGAAGCAUAUGAAGAUGAGCUAGACAUGGGUCGAUCUGGAUCCUACCUGAAUAGCAGUAUCAAUUCAGCCUGGAGUGAGCACAGUUUGGAUCCAGAAGACAUCCGGGAUGAACUGAAGAAACUCUAUGCCCAGCUGGAAGUAUAUAAAAGGAAGAAGAUGAUCACAAAUAAUCCCCACCUCCAGAAAAAGCGGUGCUCAAAGAAGGGCUUAGGCCGUUCCAUCAUGAGGCGUAUUACCGAGAUCCCAGAGACUGUCAGCAGGCAGUGUUCCAAAGAGGACAAGGAUGUUGCAGACCACGGCCUGGCCAAAAGUGCUGCUCUAGUCAGGAAGAACCCACCAGAGUCUUCAGGUAACACUGGGAGACCCAAGGAGGAGUCCCUGAAAAACCGAGUCUUCUCCCUCAAGAAAUCCCACAGCACUUACGACCAUGUGAGGGACCAAACAGAAGAGUCUAAUAGCCUCCCUACGGAAAGCCAAGAAGAGGAGGCCACGGAGAAUUCCACACUGGAAUCUCUGUCAGGUAAAAAGCUCACACAAAAGCUGAAAGAAGACAGUGAGACCGAGUCCACCGAGUCGGUGCCACUGGUGUGUAAGUCAGCCAGUGCCCACAACCUCAGCUCAGAGAAGAAGCCUGGGCACCCACGAACGUCGAUGUUACAGAAGUCUCUCAGUGUCAUAGCCAGUGCCAAGGAGAAGACUCUUGGAUUAGCUGGGAAAACCCAGACAGCAGGCGUGGAAGAGCGUGCUAAACCCCAGAAAUCUCUGCCAAAAGAUAAAGAGACAAACAGAAAUUACCCAAAUUCAGAUAACACAGAGACUAAAGACUCUGCCCCCCAAAACUCCAAUCACUUGGAGGAGCCAAGAAAGCCUCAGAAAUCUGGGAUUAUGAAACAACAAAGGGUCAACCCCCCUCCUGCCAAUUCUGACCUGAGUCCAGGCACCACCCAGAGGAAGGGCAACUUUGAUAUUGGGGAAGUGUGUCCUUGGGAGAUUUACGACCUGAACCCUGGUCCUGUGCCUUCAGAAUCAAAAGUUCAAAAACAUGUAUCAAUUGUGGCUUCUGAAAUGGAGAAAAACCCAGCCUUUUCCUUAAAGGAGAAAUCUCACCACAAGCCUAAGGCAGCUGAAGUUUGUCAGCAGUCCAGUCAGAAGAGCGUAGAUAAGGCUGAGGUAUGCCCUUGGGAGACCCAGGGUCAGUCCCUUUUGGAAGAUGAGAAGCAUUUGAUUUCCAACACUCCGGUUCUCCCAGGGAGAGCGAAAGACGAGAAUGGAGGUCAGCACCACAUGGCCAGUGUGUGUGCUGGGCAGUAUGAGGAACUGCCCCCCAAAGCUAUAGCAUCAAAAAUAGAGAACGAAAAUCUCAACCGAAUAGGAGACCAGGAGAAAAAGACAUCUUCCUCUGAGGAAAAUGUGCCUGGCUCCUUUAACUCAAGUAAUAACUUCCCGCAACCAUUAACAUCGCGAGCAGAGGUGUGUCCUUGGGAGUUUGAGACCCCAGAUAAACCAAAUGCUGAAAGAAGUAUAGCUUUACCUGCCUCUUCUGCUUUAAAUGCAAAUAAGAUAGCAGGGCCUCGGAGAGAAGAGGCCUGGGAUACUUUCAAAGUGUAGCAUCCCUAUGGAGAAAAGGAGGAAGAGGAAACCCCAGAUUGGAUAUAAGACAGAAGGUAUAAGAAUAAAAAAUUUCCAGUCAAGGGGAAGAUGACAGACAGUGAGGUAAGGUCAAAGGCAUGGGCAGAAGAUGACCAGAGGGUGGGAGCAACAGCAUCAUAAUGAAGAAGUCAGACUUUGGCCAAGAAAAAUUAUUCUCCCGGUGACACUAGGAAAAUCUUUACAUUUCAGCAUGUUUAAGGGAAAUAGCCCCAAAUGUCUGCCCCAGAUCAAUAUUCACCCAUGGGACUUUGACAAUCCUAAGCAAAGCAAACCAGGAAAUAAAGAAGACAUAUCAGAUUUUGCAAAGAAGAAAAAGGUAUAGACAUAUAUAACUGAAAUUCUAAGUAACUGACUGGAAAGAACUUACAUUACCUAUUUAACCUUGAUAGCACUGCUAACUUAAUGCAUCCCAAAAAUACUUUUUAUAUUAAUGAUUGCUCUCAUUUUCUUAUAAAUGUAUGUUUCAGUACAUUGUUGUGUCUCAUAUUCAAGCAUUCCAGAUUGUAUAAUUUUUGCAAAUAACUUUGGUAUUAUGUGACACAACAUUUAUGCAAUGUGCAGCUAUUCAAUUGUUAUUGCAACUUACAAAAUACCUGCUAUCAAUCAACUUUAGUUGAUUCUCAAAGUAUAGUAAGCUUUCUCUGGCUUGGGAAGCCAUAACUGUUAUGAUAAAAACUUUUAAUUUGGGCUGUAGUUUAUAUAUUGUGAAUUUGAAUUUGACUGUGUUAUUUCACAUCAUGGUUUGUUAUACUGUCUUAAUCAGGGUUUUUUAUACAAGUUGAGUUACUUAGUUUGCACUUCUUGUUAGGACUCAGAAGCUUUAUUAAUAUUGGAGAUCAAGUGGUCCUACUGAGUCAGAUGUCUUGAUAAGUCAAGGACAACUUAUCCAUUGUUUAUUCAAAGUCAGAAAUAGAUAAUGCCUUCAUCCCAGUUAACUGUCCCUUUUAACUCUUUCAGUAUUUCAUACUAAACAACAUUUACUAAGGAAGAAGCUAAGAGGGAGAAAUCUAUACUGUGCAUUCUUAUUACUGUUGGAAAGGGAAGACCCUAGGAAUUAGAUGACAAUUACAACAGUACUAUGGAACCAGAAAGUUUGCCUUUCAAAACAAAGACAGAAAAGUAGCUCUUAAUAGCACUUUCAAGGGAUUAUUUUUUUAAGGAGAAAAAAUUAUGAUAGUGUCAAGAUCAUUGUAUGGAUAUAUUUUUAUUAUGCAGACUGAAAAUACAAUAUUUUAAAUUACCUUAAACUAUUUAUUCUCAUAAACUCUUAUUCAUUGCUUCAGCUAGGGGUAGAACCUGCUGGGCUCAAAUCCCAAAGAGGUUUUAUAACCUGAUAUAUUCAAAGCCUAUAAGGUGGUAUGGGGCUCUUCAUUCACCCAAGCACUGGAAUACUUAACAAGUCUUGCAAAUUGCCAUUGCGAGCCACUAGCUCAAAAUGCAAAGUGUAAGGUUUAUUUGCAAGGCAAAAACAGCCCCCAAAGCAUAUUUUAUAAAACUUACUGCAUUCCACACCAAUCUCUUAGCAUGAAAAUCCUAAGCUGCUGACUUGGCCCUGCCGAAGUGAUCAUGCCAUGAGAUUCCCAAGCUGUCUCACUUUAUUUAAAGACAAAUCACUUAAAAAUAGAACUGAGAUUUCCCAUCCUCUCACUCUAAGCACUGAAGUAUCAGCUGCCUAUGUGGCCAGGGCACUUCCAGCCUAAAUAACCUUUUUUUAAUUUUGUGAGCGGCAAGGAAAACAUGCUAGGAGGAUAAAAGAUGGGGAAAGGGAAUCAAAGGUGGACACAGGGCUGUUCUUUGAGAAAAUUAUCCUCAGUGGAAGGGAAAUAUGAAUUCUUCAUAUCCAUCAUCAGAAUCUUCUCAGUGGUUUUUAUUCAGGAGUAAGUGAGCACUUCACUGUUUUGCAAAACUGUGCACAAAUCUUCCUCACCCGUUUGCUUGCUACGCGUCUUACUCAGGUUGGUGGGGUAGGUUUGAAAAGAUGUAGAAGUUCUAUUUUUGUGUGUUGCCUUCAUUCAUUUCAUACAUUCCUUCCUUUCUCAUGAAGGCCUGUAGGCUUGGUGCCCUACCUUGAGGUAUCUUUGUGAAUUUGGUUUGGGAUUUCCAGCCCCACCUACUUGCUUCGUUUAUGUCUGAGGGCUGUUAGAACUUGAUUCGUUUCUUGAGAAAUAAGCGGUCAAGCAUCAGUGACUUUUUAUUGCACUUCAGGAUGAUCCUGCUAGAGAUGUGGCUUAAAAAAGACUUGCCAAACACCUUAGUACACAUUGUACAGUCCCUAGAUUAUUCUCCACCAGCACGUCUCAGUGAGGGUACCGAGGGUCUUUCCUAGAGUUUCAUUGCCAUUAUUUAUCACCAAAAGAAGUUUCAAUCUACAGUUCUGGAGGGUAUUUUCCCACACUGGUGACAAUAAGAAAGUGAAUAAAUACCAUUAAGGUCACAGAUGUUUCUAGGUUGUCCUUCUCAGUGCAUGUGCAGGCUGCAUCCUGUCCUUGUUUUUAAGCCAGGGUUUAUAAAUAAGUAGAUUUAUACCAACCUUAAUAGACCUGUAUAUUUUAUGCAAGAAUUAAAUGCUUUAUGACAUGAAGUAUAACUCAACCUAUUGUAAACUUUGGUGGCAAUAGAUUCGAAACUCGACAGUUCUCUCGUAUUUGCUUCCUAGGUUUCUGCAUGCAAGUGAUGACAGGUAGGACUGAAAAAAACACUGCCUUUUGACUUCUAGCAUUUAGCAACUGAGAGUUGUAGAGUCAAUAAAACUGUAAGUCUCUUCACUUAAUCUGUGGUUCUUCUGAAACUAUUAUCUAAACCUACAGCAUCCCACCAUGAAAUAUUUGGUAAAUUUAUGUUGUGACGUGUUGCAGCAUGUAAAUAAUAAUAACUUCUCUGCAAUAAAACAUAUUUAUAUGAAA